Messenger RNA from Macrosiphum euphorbiae (potato aphid), 429 nucleotides. The record is from the annotation of a GenBank genome assembly. NCBI's taxonomy places the organism in Eukaryota, Metazoa, Arthropoda, Insecta, Hemiptera, Aphididae.
AUGAUUCCAGACAUCAGGAGGUGGGUGCAUCAGUCAAAUCACGAAGCCAUGACUUUCCACAUGGCUCAGGCUUUGACGGGUCAUGGAUGCUUCCAGCACUACCUGUGGAAGAGGAGGAGAGCAGAUGACCCCCACUGCAUGCACUGUGAUGAGCCGGACGACACUGCGGAGCACACAUUGUUUAACUGUCCGUUCUGGGCAGAAGACAGACGGGAGAUGGAGCAAUGCGUCGGCCGGCCACUACAACCCAAUGAUGUGCCGGAUAUCAUCCUGGGACCGGAACAGGAGCUCCUCCCAGAUGCUGCAUCCAGGAGGCGGCGUAUUGAGGCGAUGGCGGAGGGACUGAGGUUGGCGUUUGGCAGAAUGGUGGAGGCGAUUCUCGGGCGGAAGGAGGAUGCAGAGCGGGUUAGGCAGGCGCGAUUAUUUUAA